AUGGUUUACGGGAACAAAUUAAAUUUCUUAUGGACUUUAGGUUUCUAUCUGGUAGCCAGUCAAACUCCCACCGUACCUUCCAUCGAAGACAAGAAGUUCAUAGAGGACUGUGUCAGAGCUCACAAUGAAAUGCGUCGCACAGUCCAGCCCUCCGCGGCCAACAUGAAAUACAUGUCUUGGGAUGAAGGUUUAGCCAAGACUGCAAAAGCAUGGGCAAACAAGUGCAAAUACCAACGCAAGACCUGCUCAGAAAAACCAUAUCAGUGUCAUCCAACUUUUAAAUAUGUGGGAGAAAAUAUUUGGUUAGGUGGAUCAUACCAAUUUAAACCGGAAUUUGCUAUUGGUCUUUGGUGUAAUGAAAAGAUGAUUUAUAAUUAUAGCACUCUACAUUGUUCCAAAGCUUGUGGCCAUUAUACACAGGUAGUUUGGGCCGAUUCAUAUAAAGUUGGUUGUGCAAUGGCAAUUUGUCCUCAACUCCAGGGAGCUGCAACUGCAAUAUUUGUAUGUGACUAUGGACCUCUGUAA
This is a messenger RNA of Myotis lucifugus (little brown bat), 525 nucleotides long. RefSeq names its product GLIPR1 like 1 (gene GLIPR1L1). The record is from RefSeq and is a predicted model, not a curated record. Bases 1 to 525 code for a protein of 174 amino acids. The transcript is spliced from 3 exons. Lineage: Eukaryota; Metazoa; Chordata; Mammalia; Chiroptera; Vespertilionidae. Gene Ontology annotation, cellular component: extracellular region.